UCGAGUCUUUUCUAUAAUUUGUAAUUCUUUUUUUGUGUUUUGUUUUUGAAAGCAAUUAAACGAGUGUAAAAUUGUAAAUACCGAGACAAAGAAAAAAAAAUUAAGAAAAUAAACUACAGACUAUGUUAGAAGUUGCCAUGGAAACGAAAUUAUAACCUUUGUCGAUCAAGAAUUAAAACUAAAUUUCUACUUUGUCGUUAAGAAGAAAAAAAAAGUCGUCAAGAGAGAGAGAGAGAGAGAGAGAGAGAAAAGAAUUCAGUUAAAAAAAUGGAUACCAGAAAUGAAUUUGCAGACGAAGCAAAAAUUUUCGAGUCAAUUUCGUCCGAUAAACACGCCACUCAGGAGGAAUUUGAGAAUUUUAUGCAUCGCGUCACUGAUGUUGAAAAAAUAGUGAAAAAAUUAGCGUCUUCCGAUUUAAAGGAGCAAGAGGAGGGAAAAUUAUUGGCUGAUCAAAUUUUGGAGGGAAAUUCAGAAAAAGAAUUAACAGACGUUGGUGAAAUACGAAUAAAAACAAAUCGAACAGUAAUAAAUAAAUCUUCCACUAAUAAUGACGAUACAAAUACUUCGAAAGAUGCUUUUAUGAGGAGUGUGGAAUGGGACGCAAAGCAGCGUGCCGAUGAUAGAAAAAUGCGUAAUGAACGAGCGGAAACUUAUAAAAGAAUUGGAAAUGGUGCAUUUAAAGAGGGCGAUUAUGAAAAGGCAUUAACGUAUUUUACGCGUGCCAUUGAAUUUCGUAAGGACUCGACAGUACUUUGGAAUAAUAGAGCAUUAACUUUAAUGAAAUUAAAAAAAUACAGAAAAGCCAUUGACGAUUGUGAAUGGUCUUUAAAAAUAUGUAAUUCCAAUAUAAAGGCACUUUUAAAUAUUGCCAAAUGUCAUGCCCUUCUUCACAAUCACGAAAAAUCCAACGAAUUUAUUCAAAUCGCAAGAGAGCGAAAUUCCAAUUUUACUGAUUUUAUAAAUGAUUUUGAAAAAGAAUUGAAAAAAUUGGAGGAGGAAGUGAUACCAAAAAGAAGUGAUGAUCAAGGAGCUUCCAACAAUUAGUUGUAAUUACUGAAUCAAUAUUAUUAUGAACAAGUGUUUUUAUUUACAAAAAAAAC
Molecule: messenger RNA, 1100 nt
Organism: Leptopilina heterotoma
Lineage: Eukaryota; Metazoa; Arthropoda; Insecta; Hymenoptera; Figitidae
Product: tetratricopeptide repeat protein 12-like
Exons: 4
Coding region: 268-1044 (258 amino acids)
Molecular function (GO): protein binding
Source: RefSeq, a predicted model, not a curated record